This is a messenger RNA of Phycomyces blakesleeanus NRRL 1555(-), 1092 nucleotides long. RefSeq lists its product as hypothetical. Gene Ontology annotation, molecular function: antiporter activity. The transcript is spliced from 6 exons. Gene Ontology annotation, biological process: UDP-glucose transmembrane transport. Lineage: Eukaryota; Fungi; Mucoromycota; Mucoromycetes; Mucorales; Phycomycetaceae. The annotation marks the transcript as partial. Gene Ontology annotation, cellular component: endoplasmic reticulum-Golgi intermediate compartment; Golgi apparatus; cis-Golgi network. The record is from RefSeq and is a predicted model, not a curated record.
UUUGCUACCAUCUUGUCAGUUUACAACAAGUGGAUGUUUUCGGCCGAGCACUACAACUUUCAAUUCCCUCUAUUUGUCACUACAAUCCACAUGGUUGUACAGUCAAUCUUUGCUGGAUGUUCUCUGCUUAUCGUACCUAAGCUCCGGCCCAAGAAGAUUCCUACUGGCAAAGAAUACAUAUACAAAAUAUUUCCUUGUGCAUUAGCCACCAGCUUUGACAUUGGUCUCUCCAAUCUCUCUCUCAAGACCAUCACUCUCUCAUUCUAUACCAUGUGUAAAUCAUCUACCCUGGCUUUCGUCUUGCUAUUCGCGUUUAUGUUCAAGUUGGAGAAACCCAAUGUCAAGUUGAUCACUAUCAUCCUUAUCAUCACAGCGGGUGUUGUUCUCAUGGUCUCUGAUGAAACAGACUUUGUCUGGUCUGGUUUUCUGGAAGUCAUGACAGCCUCUGUUUGCGGUGGCUUGAGAUGGGGUCUCACAGAGGUCCUUUUACGAAAAGAAAGUAUGGGAUUAACCAAUCCAUUCGUCUCAAUAUUCUUCUUGGCACCUGUCCAGGCAAUUGUUCUUCUUGUCCUUUCAGGGGCAGUUGAGGGCUAUAUCACCAUCUUCAAGAGUGCCUUUUUUGUGACAUUUUCAGAUGCUAUGCACACCAUGGGUAUUAUUCUCUUGGGAGGUUCCUUGGCAUUCUUUAUGAUCAUGUCCGAGUUCUUCUUAAUCAAACGCACAUCAGUUGUCACUCUUAGUGUGUGUGGUAUUUUCAAGGAAGUGGCCACAAUUUUUGUCUCAACAUUAGUAUUCGGAGACCGUCUUACAAUUGUAAAUACUGUUGGUCUGUGCAUCACAUUGUUUGGUAUCUGCCUUUAUAACUGGAUGAAGAUUCGAAAUGCAAAUCAGGCAGCGAAUAAGGCAAUUGAAGACCAAGAGAUGUCUAAUUCUCAGGAAUUGGACAGAAGCGAAGACCCAAAACAUAUGUACAACAUGGCUGCUGAAAGCACUCCAAUAUUGAUGGUCGAUGGUGCGCUGACAACCUAUAGAGACAGCGACGACUUUGAAAGAAGAAGAAGUUCAGAACAAGAAGGAUAUGAAUUACGAUAG